Vanessa atalanta (red admiral) is the source of this 1042-nucleotide messenger RNA. RefSeq lists its product as uncharacterized. The transcript has 6 exons. Bases 113 to 868 code for a protein of 251 amino acids. Lineage: Eukaryota; Metazoa; Arthropoda; Insecta; Lepidoptera; Nymphalidae. The record is from RefSeq and is a predicted model, not a curated record.
GCAAUAUCAUACGUAACUCUGACGAAGGUUGUGUUGUAGAUCGCAAACCUCCUUUAACAGCGCAACGUGAAACACACGUUGCUUUAUAAUUUAAUAAUAAAACAAAUUGAAAAUGGUUUUGCGUUCGGUCAGUUUUUUAUUUAGUAUAGUCGUCGCUUGUUCUGGAUCAGUUGACAUAGAAAAAUACUUGAAAACAUGUAACAGAAACUCUCCGGAUGUGAACGAUUGCCUCGUAGACGCUAUUCAGAAUGGUAUCACUGCAAUGGCUGGAGGUAUUAAGGAUAUAGGAGUGCCGCCUGUCGACCCCUAUCACCAGAAAGAACAAAAAAUAGAAUACAAAAAUAAUCAAAUUCAAGCCAAGAUGGUUACCAAAGACAUACUAGUAAUCGGCUUAAAAGAGUCCACCGUUCGAGAUGCAAGAUUACGAGUAGAUGAUGACAGUUUUCAUCUAGAAGUUGACAUGUUCAGCCCUGCGGUGUCAGUGAGCGGGCGAUACGAAGGCAGCGGCAGUUACAAUGCUUUAAAUGUAAUCGCUCACGGAACCUUUGUUACAAAUAUGACUGACCUUGUAUACACGUGGAAGCUAGAUGGAAAACCUGAGACAAUUAAUAAUGAAGUAUAUAUGAAGAUCAAAUCAUUCUACAUGAGACCAGAUGUUAGUAACAUGCAGAUUUAUCUUACUAAUGAAUCGCCGGAAACCAAAGAAUUGACCGCCCUUGGAGUGAAAAUAGUCAAUGAAAACUGGAGACUGUUGUAUAAGGAACUGUUGCCAAUAGUACAAGCUAACUGGGAUAAAAUUGGCGUUAGAGUAGCUAACAAGAUCUUCCUGAAAACUCCAUUUAAUCGUUUGUUCCCUAACACGUCGUAAAUAUCCGAAUAAUACAUUCAAGGAAAAGAGUAUGUAGUAAUACUAUUGUUUUUGCAUAGAUUAUAUAAAUAGUAUUACAGUAAGCAUAUGAACAUUGGUUCAAUCUUGCAAUAUAAAAUAAAAUGGUGACAUCGGGAAUACAUAUUAUUGUAUGCACACAUGUGAUAAGAUUAU